UUGGUAGUUUUCAACUUUAAAAAUGUCAAUAAUUCACACAAUUAAAGCUGGAAUUAUUUAUAUUUUAAAGAAUAAUUGUUCCCAUUAUGUCAGUUAUUCAUCAAUGGGGCUGAUAAUAAAGCGUAAAAGUUUCAUUAAUGUAUUGAGUGAAUACCUACGCGUUCUGAUAUUGAAUUAUAAUUUAAUUUUUAAUCGGGUCAUAUAAUAUUUUUGUGCCCGCGGGUAUUUAAUAAAUUCAAUUUCUAAAUUUGCAAUUAAACAUAUUUCUUCCGUUUAGUAAUCACCCAAAAUUCAACUCCUCGCAAAUCUCGCCGGCGACAGCCACUUAUGCUACAUUUAAUUAUCCGGUUCCUUGAGCAACACCUAAAUUAUUAUAAAAUUACAUAACAAUUAUUUCACUCAAAAUAAAAGUUCAACGAAUCGGUGAAUACCCAACAUCUCAGACAUCCACACUAAUACCCAACCACACUGCCUAUACUUCCCCAUAUCUCUUCCACGCUUUGCUAAGACCAAUCCACCGGCAAGUUAAUUCUUAAUUAAGAGUACCUAGUGAUAAUUUUUCGAGAUAGGUACCAGUACCUACCGCGGCCUUGGGUGAUCCAAAUAAAAAUAAAAAACCGCGUCUUCGUUGGCUUAGUCUUUGGACGAAAAUUGUGCGCUCGCCCGAUUACAUUAUUUAGGUCAUUACCGAUGAGAUAAAAUACUAAUAAGGUGCUUAUAAGUUCUUUUCAUGUGGACAAUUGGUUCAGUUCGUGAACGAUGUAUACCCGGCGAACGAAAUUCGUAAUUUUCUUAGCGAUCCCUUUGGUUUUGUUAGCUCCAACUUCCUAUGGGCAAGUGUACGUGUUGUUAGGAGAUUUGAUAAACCUCAUAAUUAAUCUAACAAGAAUCCAAUCGUAUGUUUUCCCCUUGUAUCCUAACUUUGGAUUGGCAGGUGAGUCAAUUUUUGGAAAAUUCGAUUAGUAAAAAUAGUCUUGUUUAUAGUUAUUACAGUUUGGAUUUUCCAUCAGCUCAAUUAAAUUUAAUUUAAACGCUAAUUAGGGAA
Molecule: messenger RNA, 1045 nt
Organism: Phyllotreta striolata
Lineage: Eukaryota; Metazoa; Arthropoda; Insecta; Coleoptera; Chrysomelidae
Source: the annotation of a GenBank genome assembly